Molecule: messenger RNA, 3804 nt
Organism: Hylaeus volcanicus
Lineage: Eukaryota; Metazoa; Arthropoda; Insecta; Hymenoptera; Colletidae
Product: glutamine--tRNA ligase-like
Exons: 12
Coding region: 1-2361 (786 amino acids)
Biological process (GO): glutaminyl-tRNA aminoacylation; translation
Cellular component (GO): cytoplasm; cytosol
Molecular function (GO): ATP binding; glutamine-tRNA ligase activity
Source: RefSeq, a predicted model, not a curated record
AUGACGAAUUCUUGUGAGAAGAAUUGUUUCAUAUUUCCUUUUUUGCCGGAACUUUUGCGUCUUAUUCCAAAGCGUUAUAUUGAAACUAUUUUGUUUCCUGUAACAAAACAACCUGGUGAUAAUGUGAUUAUUACCUUUAUCGAUAAAUCUUCCGUCGAAACAACAUACUAUAACGCUUUACGUUUACUUUUGAAUAACGGCAAAUUGUUACUGCCAUUGAAAGAAUGGACGUGUUUAACGCUAAAAGAAAAAGUACAUGUCGAAGAAGUUCUUCUUCAAUGUAGCCUUUUAAAGAACUCAGAGGACUUGUUACAACUUUUUAACACUUUGCUACGAACGACUACAAACAAUAUACCGUUUUUAAUACAACAAAACGGGUUAACUUGUAUUGAUUUAUUGUUUUACUAUCGUUUUUAUGAAAAACGAAAUCUAAUCAAUUCACCUCAACUUCAUCAAUGGCUUACAACUUUGGAUAAAUCUUUGAAACCCUUACUUUUUGGUCACUCAUUACUCGAAACAGCCUCUCAAACAAGUGUUCAAAAGAACUUUAUACGUACCAUUAUAGAGAACGAUUUAAAACAAGGAAAACAUAAGACUAUUGUAACGCGAUUUCCCCCUGAACCUAAUGGAUUUUUACAUUUAGGACACGCCAAAUCAAUUUGUUUAAAUUUUGGAUUAGCUAAAGAUUUUGGCGGCGUGUGUCAUUUACGAUUUGAUGACACCAAUCCUACAAAGGAAAAUUUAGACUAUAUUGAAUCAAUUCAAAAAGAUGUUCAAUGGUUAGGAGGCAAUUAUGGUCAGCACCUUUACUACACUUCUGAUUAUUUCGAUCAAUUAUAUGAAUGGGCUAUUGAUCUUAUAAAGAAAGAAUUAGCUUAUGUCGAUGAUCAAUCGGAAGAAGAAUUAAAAAAAAAUAGAGGGGAUCUAUUUACACCGGGGAUUGAUUCAAUAUAUCGGAAUCGAUCUGUGGAAGAAAAUUUACAACUUUUCUCAAGAAUGAAAAAUGGUGAAUUUCCAGAAGGAAAGUGUAUUUUACGUGCAAAAAUUGACAUGGCUCAUGGAAAUCUUACCAUGCGUGAUCCUAUACUUUAUCGAAUUCGUUACCAUUGUCAUCCUCGAACUCAAAACAAUUGGUGUAUAUAUCCCAUGUAUGAUUUCGCGCAUGGUCAAAGUGAUAGUAUUGAACGCAUCACGCAUUCCUUAUGCACAUUGGAAUUCGAGGACCGAAAACCACUUUAUAACUGGUUUCAAGAAAAAUUAAAUAUUUUUAAAACUUGCCAAAUCGAAUUCGCUCGAUUGAAUUGCACGUAUACUGUUAUGAGUAAAAGAAAACUUUUGGCACUGGUGGAAGGGAAAUAUGUCACAGGUUGGGAUGAUCCACGUUUACCCACUAUUUCGGGAUUACGACGAAAAGGGUAUCCUCCUGAGGCCAUUCGGGAUUUUUGUGAGAAAAUUGGUGUAGCGAAACGUGAAACGACGCAAUCAUUUGAUUAUUUGGAAUUAUGUGUCACAACAGCACUUCAUCCUAUCGCGUUACGUCGCAGUGUUGUCACACAGCCACUUAAAGUUAUUAUCACGAAUUUUCCUGAAAAUGACGUAGAAACACUUGUUUGCCGGAAUCAUCCUGAAAAUGAAAGUCUUGGUGUUUAUGAGAUCCAUUUCAAUCGAGAGUUAUACAUUGAGCAAAGUGACUUUAUGAUAUCUCCUUGUGACAAAUACCAUCGUUUAAGUCCUAAUGUGGAAGUUCGAUUGAGACACGCUUACUGGAUUAAGUGCCAUGAUUAUAAAUGCGACGCUUUAGGAAACGUUAUUGAAGUGUACUGUACAUAUGACCCCUUAACAAAAGGAGGUGUGUGUCCUUCAUUAUCUCGAAAAGUUAAAGGCACUUUACAUUGGGUCUCCACUUAUGACGCUAUCAAUGUGGAGCUACGAAAAUAUUCAUAUCUUUUCACAACACCAACACCGUAUAAUAUACCAGAGGGUAUGGAAAUUGAAGACUGUGUUAAUAAAAAGUCUCUUGAGAUUCUCAAUGGUAAAGGACACACAUGUUUAAAAUCCUCAGUGCAUCCUUAUAAAGCAUUAAAUACAACGACCACUCCCUGUUACUAUCAAUUUGAGCGCGUUGGAUUUUUUGUCCCUGAUUAUGAUUCAACCGAAGAUCAUCCUAUUAUGAAUCUUACUGUGGCAUUAACAGAUACGUAUAGUAUUUUAAAUGAAGCCAACUGUGCUCCAGCACAGAAAAAAGCAAAUGAGAAAGCGUUUCGAGAAAAAGUUGCUUUAGAACGUAAGGAAAAAAAAGAAAAACGUUUACUUAAAGCACAGAAGAAAGUCACCCUAUCAACGCAGGAAAUAGUGUCAUAAAACAAUUAAUUACCGAGACUUUUAAAGAAUGAAAAGCUUUUCUAAACGCUAAUUGAUAUUUUUUUUUCUUGAAAUUAUUUGGAUACAUAGAAUAUUCAAAAAACUGACUCGAUUAACACUUUUCUAGAGUUAUUAGUAUUCGUUAGCAGUCAUGAAAAAAACGAAGUCAUUCACAUAUUUUGGUUUUUGACAAGCAAACUUUGCUUCUUCAUUGUUCGUACAAACUGUUAUAUUGAACUAUUGUUUUCCACACGACUUAUUUGACAUCAAACCAUUGCGAAAACUCCUUUUAAAAAAACUUCUCAUUCAAUGUGUAUAGUGAAUGCAUUCUUUUAAUUAGUACAGUAAAGACUUUAUUUCUUUAGUAGUACAUAAGCUUUUUUUUUGUGUUUGUUACACAAACGCAUGCAAAGAUACUGUAAGCCUUUUUUUUAAUUCGUAUGGAAAAGAAAAGCUCAUAAUUAAUUAACAAAAAAUCAAGGCGUCAUACUAUGGAAACCUCUCAAAACAUGACUAGUCCUUUUUUGAAAAAAAUAUCUGAAAAUGUAUUAAUUCAACCUUUAGUCGAGCAAAAUAAACAAGAUGUGACUUAUAAGCCCCCACGAUCCUUAACAUUCCAAAUACUUACUGGAUUAAUUUUUGGUUUCUGCUCUGGAUAUGCUUUAUACUGCACUUUAAAGUUCAUUGCUUUUUUCUUAGGAUCCUUUUUCAUUUUUAUUCAACUACUGGAAUAUUACGGUUUUAUAACGACACACCGCGAAAAAAUUCAGCAACGUUUAUAUGAAUUGUCCGAUAUCAAUAACGAUGGACAAGUUAACAUUCAUGAUCUUAACGACUUAAGAAAUCGUGUUAUAACGUUUUUGUCUCAUGGAUUACCAAGUGUUGCUUCUUUUUCUACUGGAUUCAUGUUAGGUGUCAAAAACGUUUUUUGAAAAUUCAAUAAGGAAUAUAUUGCAAAGGUCAUUAAUCGCUCGAUUUUCUUAAUUUUUUUACCUUAUAUAAGUUGAGUGAGGAAACAUGGCCGUAACGUUAAAUAUUGACGUCACAUUAUUUUUUUUAUAGUAAGCCUCUAGUAAAAGAAAAAGUAUUUUUAAGGUCUUUGAAAUGUUUUCUUUUAACGAGGUACGGUUUAAAUUCUUAAAAAAAAAAUUGAAUAAAUUCUUUAUCUCAUGUAUUGUUCGUCUAAUUUUAUUCAACCAAUUACUAAAAUUUCCUUCACACUUCAACAGUUCUUUUACUCAAUUCAAAGGGUUAUUAAUAUGUUUUUAUGAAAUCUCUGUUAAACAUAAAAUAAUUAAGUGUAUUUAGUUUUUUUUUUUUCAUUAUUUCUCUCACUUCAAUAAUCAAUUUCAAUAAAAAAAAACACAUUUAAAAAAAAAAAGACACAUUUGUAUUAAAAAGAUCACUUUAUACUUUGCAUAAAACAAAACCCGUUGCUUGGAA